UCGGCGGCGACCCUCUGACAGUUGGCUCUUCUCUCACAACAAACAUCAUUUGGGCGUUUCAGGCAUCGCUCACAAAUACAGCAGCUGUGAGUCUUAUCUCGGAAUUGGUCCACCCUGAGCGGCACAGCAGUUCCCCUUUUCUUAGAGACGACAUGAAUUGUUGAUGUGGUAAAAAUGAACAAACCCAAAAUGGCCACAGAAAAAGGUGUUCCCAGUAACUCCAGGAUACUGACGCUCCUGGGCCAACUGGAAAGAAUGAACGGCGAGGCCAUGGUGAGGGAUGUCGAAACGGCAAGACAGGUCACGGCAAAGAUCCUUCACCUCAUACAGACACAGGAGAAGAGUGGAAAAGAGGUCAUGUCCAAAGGGUCCAGUGGCAUGGAGGUCAUCCUGACUUCACUGGAGAGCGCCAGGGAUGUGCAGACUACUUUGAACAUCCUGUGCAUUCUCAGCGAGCUGUUGACAGCGGGCAAAGGUCGUAGGGUUGCAGUAUUUGUGUCCAAAGGAGGAACAGGGAUAUUAUUCCAGAUUCUGAUCACUGCCAGUAAAGAGCUUCCUCCAAGUGAGGAACUCACGCUGCAGCUCCACUCACUGCUGGCCAAGGUCGGCCCUAAAGACAAAACGUUUGGGGUGAAGGCGCGCUUGAGUGGAGCUCUGAACGUCACUGUCGGCAUAAUGAGACAGAACCUACAGAAUACCAAACUGCUUCUGCCCUGCCUGCAGGUUCUCAGGGUUUACUCCACCAACUCGGUGAAUGCUGUUUCUCUGGGAAAGAACGGAGUGGUGGAACUUAUGUUCAAGAUAGUCGCACCAUACAGCAAGAAGAACACCAGCCUGCUCAAGGUAGCUCUGGACGCACUGGGAGCACUGCUCAAAUCCAAGACAAAUGCUCGGCGUGCAGUGGAUGGCGACCAUGUGCCCGUCCUGCUUGCUCUGUACCUGGAUUGGCAUCGCAAUGACACGCGGCAUCGUCACAUGCUGAUACGUAAAGGCCUGCUGGUCUGCCUCAAGAACAUUACCAACAUCAAGCUGGGCAGAAAGGCCUUCAUAGAGGCUGACGGCAUGAGGAUCCUCUACAACUCCUCCACCGAGUGUCUCCCCGUGCGGACUCUCGAUCCUCUGGUCAACAUUUCGAGCAUCAUCAUGAGGAAGUGUUUUCCUAAGAACCGCCUGCCUCUGCCUACAAUCAAGUCGGCCUUCCACUACCAGCUGCCACAUGUACCAGCCGCGGGUCCAGUGGCACAGCUGUACAGCCAGCCUCCCGGUGUGGAUGAUGUGGUGGAUGAAAGCGACGACAACGAAGAGACAGAAGUCGACACAGAUACUGAGAAUGAAGAGGACGAGAAGGAUAAUUGUGCUGCGAAUGAUGACAUAGAAACAGACCUAAACAAGCUGCAUCCCAAAAAGUGCCCUACUCGCCCAUUGGAGGAGUUGAGAGUCUAUGAGAAAUUCUUCCUGGAGUUAUCUGAGGACUUUCAGGGGUACAACUUUCACUGCUCAAAGAGUGCCUCUACAACAUCUUCAUCAGCUUCCUUGUCUUCAUCGUCAACUUCAACUCGAUCCACCAGGCCAAUCAAAGUGCCCACAGCUCAAGCCCUGUCCCCAAAGCACGUCCCCGUACCGAGCGCCCAAGAGGAGGGCGACUCCAUCCAAGGACAACCAACUCCCACCGUUCCCGCCUCGACUGCUUCUCUAACAUCUCUAGAACUGGACACGAUCCACCUCACCAAGGACCAAGAAAAAAAAGAGGAGGCACACAUUCCUACUCCAGAUGGGCACGUCACCUCGCCCUCCUGCGCCAGGCCUCCGUCUCAAGGGCAGAUAGACCAGGAAAUAGCGCAUUCGUUGGAGUGCGUCGCUCUAGAAGAGGAGCGGGCUCUGAGCACAGGAGAUGGAUUAAAAGGAGCCAAGCAAGAAGGAUCUCCAGCCAACGCCACGAGGCACAUACAGUCUCCUUUGCUAUUGGGUGGUAUAGCUGCGCGUCGCGGUGGGGGAGGGGGAGGAGGAGGAGGUGGUGGAGGUGGUGGUGGAGGUGGAGGUGGAGGUGGCAGCAACUGGGGUUCAGAUUGUGGCUCAGAGGGAGCUGAAGAUGAGGGAGGGGAAGGAGCAGUUCUGGAGGUGCCGGACACGGCCCUCCUACUCCCGCUGCAUGACCCCGACCUUUACGUGGAGAUGGUGAAGGGGACGCGGUCUGUCCCAAAGUAUGCUGAAGUGGCUUACCCAGACUACUUUGGCCACGUAGCCCAAAUAAUUAGCGAACCCCUUCUGGAGAGAGUUUAUGGUGUACAGAGGUCGAAGAUAUUCCAGGACAUUGAAAGGUUGAUUCACCCCAAUGAUAUCGUGGAUAAAGUAGUUUAUGACCUGGACCUUCCUAAUUGUCCUGUAAUCGAAGACAGUGGCGAGUCACUGAAGUUCAACUCACAGUUUGAGUCCGGUAACCUCAGGAAGGCAGUUCAAGUUAGAAAAAAUGAGUAUGAUCUUGUGCUGAACUCGGACAUCAACAGUAAUCACCACCACCAGUGGUUUUACUUUGAAGUGAGUGGCAUGCGUGUCGGGACUAACUACCGCUUCAACAUCAUCAACUGUGAGAAGUCAAACAGCCAGUUCAACUAUGGCAUGCAGGUGCUCAUGUACUCUGUGCAGGAGGCAAUCAGUGGCAGGCCUCGCUGGGUCAGAACAGGAACAGACAUCUGUUACUACAAGAACCACUUUGCGAGGAGUUCCAUUGCAGCCGGUGGUCUGAAAGGAAAGUCGUAUUAUACACUGACCUUCACCAUAAACUUCAGCCAUAAGGAUGACGUCUGCUACUUUGCCUAUCAUUACCCUUAUACAUACUCUACUCUUAAGAUGCACUUGUCCAAACUGGAGACUUUGAGGACACCCCAGAUCUACCUGAGACAAGACGUGCUGUGUGAAACCUUAGGGGGAAACUCCUGCCCUCUUCUUACCAUCACUGCCAUGCCAGAGUCCAACUCCAACUAUCACAUCUGUCAGUUUAGGAAUCGUCCAUUGAUCUUCUUGUCGGCCAGAGUGCACCCUGGAGAAACCAAUGCCAGCUGGGUAAUGAAGGGCACGCUGGAGUUCCUGAUGAGUGCCAGUCCGCAGGCAGCCAGCUUGAGGGAGGCCUACAUCUUCAAGAUAGUCCCCAUGCUCAACCCUGAUGGAGUCAUAAACGGAAAUCAUCGUUGUUCUCUGAGUGGAGAGGAUUUAAAUCGACAGUGGCAGAAUCCCAAUCCUGAGCUCCACCCCACCAUCUACCACACUAAGAGCCUACUGCAGUACCUUGCACACAUACAAAAGGCGCCGCUGGUGUUUUGCGACUACCACGGUCAUUCCAGAAAGAAGAACGUGUUCAUGUACGGCUGCAGCGUGAAGGAGACAGUCUGGCAGUCCAACAUUAGAGCGACGUCGACCGACUUGCAGGAGGACCUUGGAUAUCGGGAGCUUCCUAAGAUCCUGUCCCAGAUCGCUCCGGCCUUCAGCAUGGCUAGCUGCAGUUUUGUUGUGGAGCGCUCCAAAGAGUCAACCGCCCGUGUGGUUGUGUGGAGAGAGAUUGGAGUACAACGCAGCUACACCAUGGAGAGCACCCUCUGUGGCUGUGACCAAGGCAUAUAUAAGGGUCUUCAUCUUGGCACCGAAGAGCUGGAGGAGAUGGGAGCUCAGUUUUGUGUGGCCUUGCUGAGGCUGAAGAGGCUGACGGCUCUCCGCAACCACCAACACCUGCUGGAUUUGGAAAGCGAUAUCAUUGGGACUCACUCUAAAGUCGUCAGCAGCUGCCCCACCACCUAUCUGAUGGACGAGGAUGAGCCGCCCUGUCUGGAGCCGAUAGACUACAGCGCCGAGAGCAACGAUGAGGACGCGGAGCCCGAGAACGGAGGCGAAAUCUACGAGAAUCCCGAUCACCUCGAACACUUGUCAGACUCGGAGAGUAACCACAGGGACUAGUGCUGAGGCGUUCAUCUCCUCUAAAGCUGGCAGUCUGAGCUUGUAAUCGGCCAGUGCCUGGGUUGUUAGCGGAUCUAAACCAUGUAGAAAAUAUCUGACGGGAGAUAAAGUCAAAAAAAACCCCACUCAUCUUAAAUGUGCACCCUAUUAAAGUAAAGGCACUUGACACACGUCAGGUGCACGUCCCCUAGUGGAGCCGACGCGUUGCUCCUGAAGCCGCGCUAAGAAUCAGGAUGGCUUUUAAUGAAUGUUUUCACCUUUCACCACUAUAUUAUAACCUUACUGAGCUGCAAGCCUUGACCUUAGACACCAUAUAGCCUCUGAGAUUCACAUAUCGCUACCCAAAUCUGCAAACACUGUACACCGCCGAUGAUGAGACUUGAACACUUGUCCACUCACUCAUCAGCCGAUCUUACAGUUAGGCUCCUGUGCAAGGCUGUGGUAGUUAUUAUAGAGCCAGCGGCUUGUGUAGUUUUUGAAAACCCCUCUCACCUGUGACACUGUGUUUGAUUGAAGCACUCCUCCAGGUGAUUGUGGGGAAACUGGAUCUACUCCAGCUUAGAGAUCCAACCGACCUGCCUUCUUAUUUCCUUUCCUUCCUUACCCCGUCUUACCUUGCACUUUACUCCGUCAGCUGGUUUAGCCCCUCCUUCCUUCUUCCUUCCUUCCUUCCUUCCUGCUUUCUUUUUUUCUGACAAGCCAAGUCUCAGCGUGUAAAAAGGGACACGUUUGACCAAACAGCUAUCAAAUCUUAACAAGUGUCUCAUGCAGAAAAAAACUAAAACAAAAAAUACUCUGAUGCAACUGCAGCUGUGACCUCACUCCUCCUCCCCCCCGUCGCCCCCCCACCACCCUGUAACCCAUCCCCGUUCAACCACAGUGCACAUCGUCGGAUCACCCGUGUGCCGUUUGCCUUGCUUUAUCCAAAACUGAAACUAUUUAUAUCACACUAGAAUGUCAAUGUCUUUAUAAAGACAAACCUUGUAAAAUACAUGAAACGCACAUAUAACUAACACUGGUUGGGUUUGAGUUUCUACAUCACGCACAGCAGUAAAACAUUUAGAUGGAAUGUAUAACGUCCACAUGCACUGUUGACACUGUCGGCCUUUUUCUGUUUUGUUUCUAAUAGUAUUAUACAGUAGCAGUGAACAAGACGCAUGAGCUGCGGAGAGCAGGAGACCCUGUUGCACUUUGGGCAAACUCUAUACAUGCAAAACGAAGAUAAAUAAACUGAGAGGAAAAAAAACUAAACACUUUACAUGUCACAGUUUGCAAACCUCAACUUCAGUCACCUCAUAAGUAGUUUGACCGUCUCUGAGCCCAGCCCAAAGCUUGUGGUAACGUUGCUGUAAUGUUUUAAAGAUUAGACUGGAAUUCAGUUUCCUUUUUAUCCGUUUUCCUCCUCUGUGUACGUUUUGUGGAUUUGCUUAGGAAAGACCCAUAAAAACAGAUGGUGCUGUGUAUGAAUACGAAGAGUAAAAAAUAGUUGUUUUUUUUUCAUGCAGAUGUAUGUUUCUGUUACGUUUGUAUAAAUAGCUAAAGCAUGGCUAUUUUUUUUUAAUUUAUUAAGUGUUGUUUCUAGUUUGCAUCCUGUAUGUAUAUGAGUUAUUUUCAGCGUUUGUGUGCAUGUGUCUGUGUGCGUGCGUGCAGGGGUUUAAGUUAUUCCAUUAUUCAGCUCGGCUAAUGCUCUUAAAGUGUGUUUCUUCUUUCAAUUUGAUUACUCACUCUCACUGUCCUUCACUCCCCCCUCCGUCCCCCCAAUAAUUCUCUGUCUCACUCUUAUUCCUUCUAAAACCCUCUUUUUCUGUCUUUCACUUCGUUUCAAAUGUUGCCCAUGAAACAAAGACAGGUCACUUUUCUGUGUGUAAGGGAUAUACGUUGUGCAAUAGUGUGUUUAUGUUUUUUUUUUUUUUUUUGUAGUUUUUUUUUUUCCUCGUAGAGGUUUGUGGCGACGUAGUGCUGGGCUUCUUAUGUUACGCGUGUUUGGAGGUGAACAAGCGCAGGAGGCAACUUAUUUUAAGUUGAUUGUGAAGCUAUGAAAUGCUGGGAAAUAAAAUGUUGAAACUUUAAA
Messenger RNA from Mugil cephalus (flathead mullet), 6016 nucleotides. RefSeq names its product ATP/GTP binding carboxypeptidase 1 (gene agtpbp1). Gene Ontology annotation, biological process: proteolysis; protein side chain deglutamylation; C-terminal protein deglutamylation. Gene Ontology annotation, molecular function: metallocarboxypeptidase activity; zinc ion binding. The record is from RefSeq and is a predicted model, not a curated record. The transcript has 26 exons. Lineage: Eukaryota; Metazoa; Chordata; Actinopteri; Mugiliformes; Mugilidae. The coding region runs from base 175 to 3945 and encodes 1256 amino acids.